CUCCCGGCCGCUCGCCUGGUUCCCUGUGCUGCCUCACUGCCAACACCACCUCCCACCACCACCACCACCCUAUACCGCGUCACAUCGUUUGGCUCCAAAGGACACUGGAACUGGCCAUCCACACCACGGUCUGCUCCCGGCCCGGGAAUUUCUCCCUCUUCUUUUUUUUUUUUUGGGCUGCGUGUUUUCCCUGGGCUUCUCUUCGUUCCGGCCAGCAUCUCUUUGUCUGGUUUCAUGUGUCCGCUUUUUUACUUUACACGAAUGUCUCCCGCAGAGGCGCCUGCCUGCUCCCGCCUCCACUGUUGACUUGUGGCCACCGCCCCGACUCGACACCCUCCUUCCUGCUGCACCUCGCCCGCCUCCCAGCAGCUCCUGAUCAAAGUCCUGUCCCGUCGCGCCGUGCCGCCGGCUGCACAUUCGUUGCAACAGCCUUAUUUGCUUGCUUCGCUCUUGGGCCUCGAGUCCCGCGGGAAAUACUCCCCCAACAAGCUCGAGCCCGCCCGUGGCCCCACGACCAGGUAGUGCACCGAGCCGACUUGGUCUUGCUGCCGCCGCCGCCGCCCCCAUCCGCACAACAUGUCGGAGACGUACGAUGUCGGGACGAGGGCCUGGCAGCCCGACGCCGCCGAGGGCUGGGUCGCCUCCGAGGUGGUCAACAAGAAGGUCGAUGGCUCCAAGGUGAUCCUCACAUUCAAGCUCGAGGAUGGCUCGUCCAAAGACGUCACCGUUAGCCUCGAGGGCCUCCAGAACGGUUCCGACCCCGCAUUACCGCCGUUGAUGAACCCGACCAUGCUGGAGGCCAGCGAUGACCUGACGAACCUUUCGCACCUGAACGAGCCGGCUGUGCUCCAGGCCAUCCGCCUUCGAUAUGCACAGAAGGAGAUUUAUACAUACUCGGGCAUAGUACUAAUAGCGGCGAACCCUUUCGCCCGUGUCGACUCCCUUUACGUCCCCGGCAUGGUUCAGGUCUAUGCCGGGAAGCAGAGGGCAACCCAAGCGCCCCACCUUUUCGCCAUCGCCGAGGAGGCCUUCAUGGACAUGUUGAGAGAUAACAAGAACCAGACUGUCGUGGUCUCUGGAGAGUCCGGUGCCGGCAAGACAGUCAGUGCUAAGUACAUCAUGCGAUACUUUGCCACCAGAGAAUCGCCCGACAACCCGGGCGGACGGUCCAAAAAAGGCGCCGAGGCCAUGAGCGAGACGGAGGAGCAGAUUCUGGCCACCAACCCCAUCAUGGAAGCUUUCGGAAACGCAAAAACCACGAGGAACGACAACUCGUCGCGCUUCGGAAAGUACAUCGAGAUCAUGUUCGACUCCCAGACCAACAUCAUCGGUGCCAAGAUCAGGACCUACCUGCUCGAGCGGUCACGUCUCAACUUCCAGCCUCUGAAGGAGCGUAACUACCACAUCUUUUACCAGAUGGUGGCCGGUGUGACGGACCGGCAGCGCGAGGAGCUGGGAAUCCUGCCGAUCGAGCAGUUCGAGUAUCUGAACCAGGGCAACACCCCGACCAUCGACGGCGUCGACGACAAGGCCGAGUUCCAUGCCACAAAGGCUUCGCUCAAGACGAUUGGUGUCGACGAGGGGCAGCAAGACGAGAUCUUCAAGCUGCUGGCAGGCCUGCUCCACCUCGGCAACGUCAAGAUCGGUGCCUCGAGGACCGACAGUGUUCUGGCCCCGACCGAGCCCUCCCUGGAGCGCGCCUGCGCCAUCCUGGGUAUCAACGCCGGCGAGUUCGCCAAGUGGAUCGUCAAGAAGCAGCUUGUCACUAGGGGUGAAAAGAUCACUUCUAACCUGACGCAGGCCCAGGCCAUCGUUGUGCGGGACUCGGUCGCAAAGUUCAUCUACUCCAGCCUGUUCGACUGGCUUGUCGACAUCAUCAACCGAAGCUUGGCCACGGACGAGGUCCUCAACCGCGUCAAGUCCUUCAUCGGUGUCCUGGAUAUCUACGGUUUCGAGCACUUCGCCAAGAACUCGUUUGAGCAGUUCUGUAUCAACUAUGCCAACGAGAAGCUGCAGCAAGAGUUCAACCAGCACGUCUUCAAGCUGGAGCAGGAGGAGUACCUCAGGGAGCAGAUCGACUGGACCUUCAUCGACUUCUCCGACAACCAGCCCUGCAUCGACCUGAUCGAAGGCAAGCUGGGCAUCCUGUCGCUCCUGGACGAGGAGUCGAGACUUCCCAUGGGCGCCGACGAGCAGUUUGUGAACAAGUUGCACCACCACUACUCGGGCGACAAGCACAAGUUCUACAAGAAGCCUAGGUUCGGAAAGUCGGCCUUCACCGUCUGCCACUAUGCCGUCGACGUUACGUACGAGUCCGAGGGCUUCAUCGAGAAGAACCGCGAUACCGUGCCGGACGAGCACAUGGCGGUCCUCAGGGCCUCGAGCAACAAGUUCCUGGGUCAGGUCCUGGACGCUGCCUCGGCUGUUCGCGAGAAGGAUCUGGCGUCGGCGACUACGUCGGCCGUGAAGCCCGCGGCGGGUCGUAAGAUUGGUGUCGCGGUGAACCGCAAGCCGACUCUGGGAGGCAUCUUCCGCUCCUCGCUCAUCGAGCUGAUGAACACCAUCAGCAACACUGAUGUCCACUACAUCAGGUGCAUCAAGCCCAACGAGGCCAAGGAGGCCUGGAAGUUCGAGGGCCCCAUGGUUCUCAGUCAGCUGAGGGCCUGCGGUGUCCUCGAGACGGUCCGCAUUAGCACUGCCGGCUACCCGACCAGGUGGACGUACGAGGAGUUUGCGCUUCGCUACUACAUGCUGGUCCCGUCCAGCCAGUGGACUGCCGAGAUCAGGCCCAUGGCCAACGCCAUCCUGUCCACGGCCCUGGGCAACAGCACGGGUGCCAAGGGCACCGACAAGUACCAACUCGGCCUGACCAAGAUCUUCUUCCGCGCAGGCAUGCUCGCCUUCCUGGAGAACCUGAGGACGAACAAGCUAAACGACUCGGCCAUCAUGAUCCAGAAGAACCUGCGGGCUAGGUACUACCGCCGCAGGUAUCUCCGGACCCGCGAGGCCAUCAUCCGCUCGCAGGCCAUCUUCAGGGGUGCCAGGGCCCGCAAGGCGGCGCAGCAGAUGCGCAUCGCCAAGGCUGCCACCACCAUCCAGAGGGUCUGGCGCGGCUACAAGCAGCGCAAGGCGUUCCUGAAGUCCCGCGCCGAGAUCGUCCACAUACAAGCGGCCAUGAAGGGCUACCUGCGUAGGAAGGAGAUCAUGGAGACCCGUGUUGGCAACGCCGCCCUUCUCAUCCAGAGGGUUUGGCGGUCGAGGAGGCAGCUCCGCUCGUGGCGCCAGUACCGCAAGAAGGUCACGCUCAUCCAGAGCCUGUGGCGCGGAAGGACAGCGCGUCGCGAGUACAAGAAGGUCAGGGAGGAGGCGCGCGACCUCAAGCAGAUCUCGUACAAGCUGGAGAACAAGGUGGUCGAGUUGACACAGUCGCUCGGCACCAUGAAGGCGCAGAACAAGGACCUCAAGACCCAGGUGGAGAACUACGAGAACCAGAUCAAGUCGUGGAAAAGCAGGCACAACGCGCUCGAGGUCAGGACCAAGGAGCUGCAGACGGAGGCGAACCAGGCCGGUAUCGCGGCGGCCAAGCUGGAGCAGCUGGAACAGGACUUCACGAAGCUACAGGCCAACUUCGACGAGUCGGCCGCCAACGUCAAGAGGAUGCAGGCGGCCGAGGCGGAGCUCAAGGACUCGCUGCGGGCCACCAGCACGCAGCUCGACCAGGCCAGGCAGGACGUGACGCGCUCCGAGGCGGAGAAGAACAACCUCAGGCAGCAGCUGGUCGACCUCCAGGACCAGCUGGAGCUGGCGAGGCGCAGCGCCCCCAUCGCCAACGGCGACGCUGCCAACGGCGGCGUCGCCCCGGCCAUCGCCAACGGCCUCAUCAACCUCGUCUCGUCCAAGAAGCCCAAGCGACGCAGCGCCGGCGCCGAGCCGAGGGAGAUGGACAGGUACAGCAUGGCCUACAACCCGCGCCCCGUCUCCAUGGCGGUCACGGGCAACACGCGCCAGCACCUCUCGGGCUCGACCUUUGUGGCGGGCGCCGACACGAUAGAGAUGGAGCUCGAGUCGCUGCUCGCCGACGAGGAUGGCCUCAACGAGGAGGUCACGGUCGGCCUCAUCCGCAACCUCAAGAUCCCGUCGCCCAACACCAACCCGCCGCCAUCGGACAAGGAGGUGCUGUUCCCGUCGUACCUGAUCAACCUGGUGACGUCGGAGAUGUGGAACAACGGCUUCGUCAAGGAGUCGGAGCGGUUCCUGGCCAACGUGAUGCAGUCGAUCCAGCAGGAGGUCAUGCAGCACGACGGCGAGGACGCCAUCAACCCCGGCGCCUUCUGGCUGUCCAACGUGCACGAGAUGCUCUCGUUCGUCUUCCUCGCCGAGGACUGGUACGAGGCGCAAAAGACUGACAACUACGAGUACGACCGUCUGCUGGAGAUUGUUAAGCACGACCUGGAGAGCCUCGAGUUCAACAUCUACCACACGUGGAUGAAGGUGCUCAAGAAGAAGCUGCAGAAGAUGAUCAUCCCCGCAAUCAUCGAGUCGCAGUCGCUUCCUGGCUUCGUUACUAACGAGAACAGCCGGUUCCUGGGCAAGCUGCUCCAGACCAACUCGGCGCCUGCCUUUAGCAUGGACAACCUGCUCAGCCUGCUGAACAGCGUGUUCCGCGCCAUGAAGGCCUUCUACCUCGAGGACACCAUCAUCACCCAGACGGUGACGGAGCUCCUGCGUCUGGUCGGCGUCACCGCCUUCAACGACCUGCUGAUGCGCCGCAACUUCCUGUCGUGGAAGCGUGGUCUGCAGAUCAACUACAACAUCACCCGCAUCGAGGAGUGGUGCAAGAGCCACGACAUGCCCGAGGGCACCCUUCAGCUUGAGCACUUGAUGCAAGCAACCAAGCUUCUGCAGCUUAAGAAGGCUACCCUGAACGACAUUGAGAUCAUUCAGGAUAUUUGCUGGAUGCUCUCUCCCAACCAGAUCCAGAAGCUGCUUAACCAGUACCUGGUUGCGGACUACGAGCAGCCCAUCAAUGGCGAGAUCAUGAAGGCUGUCGCCUCGAGGGUGACAGAGAAGAGUGAUGUGCUGCUCCUGCAGGCCGUCGACAUGGAGGACAGCGGUCCUUACGAGAUCGCCGAGCCCAGGGUCAUUACCGCCCUGGAGACGUAUACCCCAUCAUGGCUGCAAACUCCUCGGCUCAAGCGCCUUGCCGAGAUCGUGUCGGCGCAGGCGAUUGCGCAGCAGGAGAAGCUCGACAUGCAGGAGGACUAUGACGGCUCCACCGAGGAGCUGACAGAGGUCGAGGAGACGCUUGAGGCGCAGGAGCCCAUCGGCGCAAGCGCCUAGUGGGUGACGCCAGGGUUAGGAUCGCACUUGGCCAGAUCCACGGCAGCGGCUUCGCCCAAGUCGGUGGUGUUUGCGCGGUGGAGUGCUAGGGACCCGCCGUGUCCGGGCCGGCUCUUUGAGCCCCGUGCCCGGUCUCGCUCGCCCCGGCCUCCCGUCAGCGCCACGAUGAGCAAAUACGACGAUUAUAACGACCAUGACCGGGUUGGGGGUGAGAAAGUCCCGCCCAUUACUUAGUAACUUGUUUAUUUUUUUUUUCCAACCUCGCGGUGUGGCUAGGCCUGGCGCUGUCCCUGUCUCGUCAAUCGGGGACCGCCAGUGCCGAUACGAUGCCACUGUCUCGCUCCAGCCUGCCCGGAAAAGAACCUUGGCUUUCGCUGUAUAAUGUUCUUGUUAAAUCUUCCAUCUCGUCCUCGUUUGCCACUGUGCCACCUUCUCCCUUCUGACUCGUCGUUUGCAAGGUCGUGGAAAAUGCCGGCGGCGAAUCAUGGCCUUGUCGGGCCUGAGCUUCCUCUUGUCAUACCUCUGCCUCGGAUCAGGGAGAUAUGAAGCCCCAGAUCUGGCUUCUUUGUGCUCUCUCAAGGGGUGCUCGGCUGGCAAGCCAAGUGCUUCAAAGUCUUCUCGUCCUCAUUUUGUAAAACGGGCUUGGCACUUUUGGCUAUUUUCCCAUGCGCAUGGAGUCGGUCACACCCUUAGGAUGGCAUGGUUCACGGCUAGAGAAUGAGUGGGGUACAAGCUAUGGCGUCUUUAUACUCAUUAGGUGGGAGGGCUAUACUUUUUUUUCAAUAUCUUUUCUCUUCCGGGAUUGAAUGCUGUUCGCAUCUAUUACCUGAGCAAACUGUAGCGAGGGUCAUGAUAUGUGGGACGAGUGUGAUAGGUAGGGGAGAGGAAUAGCAAAAGGGGACUGCGGAUGCAUGUUUGGCUAGCUGGCUGGCUGGCAUUUCAAGAUAGGGAAAGGCAGCAAGCAGAUGGCUCUUUGCAUGUAAACAUUCAUCUGUACUGCUAUCCCAUGUAGAUACGCCACCACUUGAAAAUACCUCGCAAUGCCCUCGACCGCUUGGCUAGGUGGCCAGGUGCCGACCCAGGUAUGCCCCUCAUGUGGAAGUCGACAGGCGGGUCGACAGAGGGAUGGUACGGUUUAUAGUAUAAAUCUAUCUUCUGGUACAAAACAAUGGAUGUAGGCGAAGAUAAAG
Gaeumannomyces tritici R3-111a-1 is the source of this 6530-nucleotide messenger RNA. RefSeq lists its product as hypothetical. Gene Ontology annotation, cellular component: myosin complex; cytoplasm; vesicle. Lineage: Eukaryota; Fungi; Ascomycota; Sordariomycetes; Magnaporthales; Magnaporthaceae. Gene Ontology annotation, molecular function: actin filament binding; microfilament motor activity; ATP binding. The transcript is spliced from 6 exons. Gene Ontology annotation, biological process: vesicle transport along actin filament; actin filament organization. The coding region runs from base 577 to 5340 and encodes 1587 amino acids. The record is from RefSeq and is a predicted model, not a curated record.